CCCGUCCCCUGCACCUCCCGGCAGGUGGGUCUGACGGCUCCCGGCUCUAUGACUGCGUGUGGAGGUACAAUUCCAGCGUGAACGAGUGGACCGAGGUGGCGCCCAUGCUGAAGGCCCGCGAGUACCACAGCUCCUCCGUGCUGGACGGGCUGCUGUACGUGGUGGCCGCAGACAGCACGGAGCGCUAUGACCACACCACGGACUCCUGGGAGGCCCUGCAGCCCAUGACCUACCCCAUGGACAACUGCUCCACCACCGCCUGCCGUGGCCGCCUCUAUGCCAUUGGCUCCCUGGCCGGCAAGGAGACCAUGGUGAUGCAGUGUUACCAUCCGGACACGGACCUGUGGUCGCUGGUGGACUGUGGCCAGCUCCCACCCUGGUCCUUCGCCCCCAAGACCGUGACUCUGAAUGGACUUAUGUACUUCAUCAGGGACGAUUCUGCGGAGGUGGACGUGUAUAACCCCACAAAGAACGAAUGGGACAAGAUCCCAUCUAUGAAUCAGGUGCACGUGGGGGGAAGCCUGGCCGUCCUCGGAGGGAAGCUCUACGUCUCCGGUGGUUACGACAAUACGUUUGAACUGUCUGAUGUGGUAGAGGCCUAUGACCCAGAGACUCGGGCCUGGAGUGUCGUGGGACGGCUCCCAGAGCCUACCUUCUGGCAUGGCAGCGUCAGCAUCUUCCGCCAGUUCAUGCCCCAGAUGCCCUCGGGUGGGCGAGGCUUUGAACUGGACGGUGGCAGCAGUGACAUGGAUGUGGCACGGCCGCGGCUGCCGCAGAACCCCGAUGAACUGCACUAGCCCCGGCCCGGCCCGGGGAGGGCCUCGGUGCAGGUGACAAGGCACGUCUGCUGGGGGCGGUGAGCCCCUCCUUCGUGCAGGAGGAUAGGUUGGGCUCAGCAGGUGGAGCCUGGGCUCGGGCUGCUGAGUGAGCCUCAGGAUCUGAACCCUGGAGAGUUUCUGUGCAUGUAGAGCCUGACUCCCAGCUGCUGGGACCACAGCCCGUCGCAGACGCCCCUCCCUCUGCCUCCCUGCCAGCACAGGUCUCUGGCUCCAGCAGGUGACCUCUCCUGCUGCCACUGCCUACACCUCCUUGCUCCCACCUGAGAGAGGAGGGCCACUUGUGGGGUACAAGUCCUCCCCUGAGAAUCUGGGAGUGGUCCAGGUCUGCCUCCCCAGGCCUGUGUGCUCUGCUGGUCUGGGGCGUCGGGAACCAGGCCGGCGAUGGCUGCAGUGGGGUCCCGAACUCCAUGUCCAGGGCCGGACGUCCCAGUGAGCCAGCUCCCUGGACGGAGGGGAUCUGCCUGCCUGGCUCCUCCCCGGCGCUGGGUGUCCCACCGAAACACCCCUCACAGGGGUGGGUGAUCCCAGUGGUGCAGGCCAGUGGGAGCGGACAGGAGUGCGGGCUUGAAGGCAGCCCCGAGGGACGUGCUGAGUAAAUCCUAGCUCCAGUGAACCUGGGCUGUGGCAAACACUGGGUGUCCCCAUCCGCCCACCCCUCCAGCUGCCAUGUUGCCACCUGACCUGGAGACCUCUCUGGGACCGUCCUCCCUGGGGGAUGCAGGAGAGGCGAAAGCCUGCAGGUGCCAGUGUGUAGUUUCUCACUGGGAGGCCCAGGAGUUUGGCAUGGACGCCCCACCAGGCAGGUGGCUGUAGGUGCCCUCGCCCUCCCAUGGCAGUGAAGAAUCCUGCUGCUUCCAAAGGAAGCCCCAGGCAGGGCAGCCUCCAUGGUUGGCUGCAAGGUUUGAAAUGCAGUUUGGCCCCUCCUUAGAAGAAGGGGGAGGUGGGGAGGGAGUCAGCGAGAAGCAGAGUCCAGAUUGAGUCUUUAAUGUCUUCCCCCGCCGUUUCUGGAGGGCAGGGUGAUGCUGCCCGCUCCUCCAAAGCCUGGGGCUUCUCCAGGAGGGGGUGGCAGGAGGAGCUCCCGGGAAACCACAGCUCAGGGGUCCCUGGUUUUCUCUGGGGAGUGAGUGGCCUUGUCUGCUCAAGGUCCCCAAGUAACCUUUGGUUGGAUUUGUUUCGCUUCCAAAGAGGAAGAUGUUUGCAUUUCCCUCAUUAGAAACCUGGAAAGCAAGUGUUCGUUGAGUUGCCUUUCCCAGUGAACUAAGUUGGAGAUGCGUUCUUGCCAGGAGAAGAGAAAUGUUCUAGCACUAUCCCUUCACAAGCAGCACUGAAACACUUUUAUUGGCUGGAGGGUGUGGGUGGUUCUGGGUGGGAAGGAAGUCUUAUGGCCUAAAGAGCUGUAGCUGGGAUCCCCCCUCAUGCCCUGGUGCAGCGUCCUCGCUGUCAGGUUAGACUUCUUGCUCCGGAAACCCCGGCUGGAAUGGCUCCGGCUCAAGCUAGCCCCUCCCGUCCCCUCAGUCGUCACCCACAUGGUCACCUCCGCACACCCACUGUGCCCAGCACUCUGGGAAGGCGGGGUGGUGGGCCUGCCUGGGACUCCCCCGCCGGGCAGGCCUGGCUGUGGGAUCCCUUGGGCCUGGGCUUCUUCACGCCCCAGGUGUUGCCUUCACCCCUCCUGGUAGGAGUGUUGUCCUCCCCCAAGCAGUGGUCUGACUGCACGCUCCCUGGGUUGGGGAUGCAUCUCUCUGGCUCCAGUGCCUUCCCAGCAGGCUGACCCCGAGGGGUCGUCCGUGCUCUGUGAAGGCAGAGGCUGCUCAGGCAGGAUGGCUCGUCUCCUGGCAGGGGGAGGGCAGGGCUGCGCUCCUCAGGACUGACGGAGCCCUGUGCCAGCCACUGUGGCCUGCCCACUCGGUGUGGGGACAUGUCACACAGGUAGAUGUGGUGACUGCUGACCAGUCAUCCGCAGGGUGCCCUCCCAGAGGAAUAACGUAGGCCUGGACCUCGUGGGCUGUCUCUGCGAAGGCCAGGUGGGGAGUGCAGGGUGAACACGUGCUAUGGUUGCUGGAGCUCUCCCAGCCGCCCUCCAGUGGGGCUGGGCUCUGCCAAGGUCAAGGAUUUCCCAUAGUGACUUACAGGGGGAGGUGUCCUGUAACGCUUUUUUGUUGGGAACAGGGCACUGCAGACACCUUGUUUUUCUUACAAAACCAGCCUUUGUCGACUGCACAGCAGGCGUGAUCAGUGCUGAGGGCUGGUGCCCGCUCAGGCCUUUGUGUGGCCCCCCUGCAGCUCCCUCGUGGCAGGGGCCCCACGUCCUGGUUCCUCUUCUUUUUGGUACUUCGCCAGGACUCACUACCACGGGACUGGCCGCCUCCGCGUCUGGCGGCUGCUCGGAGGGGGGCUGGCGUGUGCACCAGUGAAGUGCUCCGCACUCACUCCAGAAUUCUGCAGGUCCUCUCCACCCAGACCCCAUCUUCGGUUUGGAACGCCAGGGGUGGGAAAGGGAGGCGGCAGCUUCCUGCAGACCCCAGCUGGGGGUCCGGGGUGGCCCUCCCGCGCCCUCCCUGUUCCUUCUGGCAGGGGCUCUGGGCUGUGAAGCCCCCACCACUUAGGGAUGUCUGCACACUGACGGGUCAGAGAUGGGCCAGCUGGGGUGGGGCUGUCCGGGAGUUGGAUGUACAGAACUUUCAGUCUAUGAGACAAAUUAAGUUAUGAAAAUUCAGUGACCUGUAUUUAAUGCUGAUUUGCUACAAAGUAUUCUAUAUUUAUAUGAUUUCAGAGACUCUUAUGUACUAAAGGACACACCCCUUUCAGUGUCCAACAUCUAGUUCCAACCCCAGAGGGUGGGGCAGAUUUGCCUAUUUAUUUGUUCUAUAGGCUUCGGUGUCUGGAAUCUUCUUUAAGAUUUUGGGAUGCCUUCAAUAUAUACUUUGAAAUAAAACUAUUUCCUAUACA
Messenger RNA from Ailuropoda melanoleuca (giant panda), 3788 nucleotides. It is a transcript of the gene KLHL21, whose product is annotated as kelch like family member 21. The transcript is spliced from 3 exons. The record is from RefSeq and is a predicted model, not a curated record. Bases 105 to 797 code for a protein of 230 amino acids. NCBI's taxonomy places the organism in Eukaryota, Metazoa, Chordata, Mammalia, Carnivora, Ursidae. Gene Ontology annotation, molecular function: protein binding.